GGCCUGACUUCAAAAAUGUUACCUGCGCAGGACAGAGGACUGUGUGGGGAACUUGGCCAGAAUUGGUCAGGAUGUUUCAAAUUUUACAAAAGAUGCCGAAAAUGUCAGGAUUACCUGUCUGAAGACUGUCCUGAUGUCCCUGAACUCCACAUGGAAUUGGAUGAGGCCCUUAGAUUGGUCAACGUAUCCAAUCAGCAAUACACCCAGAUUCUCCAGAUGACCCAGCAGCACAUGGAGGACACGUCAUAUCUGAUGGGGAAGAUGCGAGAGCAGUUCGGUUGGGUGUCUGCACUGGCAAAUCUGGCUCCAGGAACGGAGAACGUCAGCAGUUCAACAAAGGUAGUUCCAAGUAUUGGUGAAGGAAAUGUUUCCAUACAAGAUGAAACAAUGAGAGACUUAAGCAUUCUGCCUUCCUCUAAUUUCACGUUCAAGAUUCCUCUUGAAGAAAGUUCUGAGAGUCCUGACUUCAUUGGCUACAUGGUGGCAUAAGGUCUACAGCAUUUUAAGGAGCAUUCCAAAACUUGAUUGCACGAACACGUGGGGCUCGUCCGCGCUUCCCCGGCUUAGAGAACUUUGCAACGAGAGCGGCCCUUCUCGGCCAAGGCA
Messenger RNA from Galeopterus variegatus (Sunda flying lemur), 606 nucleotides. RefSeq names its product clusterin-like protein 1. The transcript has 4 exons. NCBI's taxonomy places the organism in Eukaryota, Metazoa, Chordata, Mammalia, Dermoptera, Cynocephalidae. The record is from RefSeq and is a predicted model, not a curated record. Bases 16 to 489 code for a protein of 157 amino acids.